AAUGAAUAAUGGCCAAUUGUAAACAGUACCGAACUGCACGCGCCCCGAUGCGCACAGUUUUGAAUCAAACAUCGUCGUCAGCACCUGAGUUAACGCGCAUUACGCAUGUCCGCGGUCAGAGGUGUCGGUUGAACGUGUCGGUCGAUAUAUUCCGCGUCUGUUACGAGCAUCUCGUUAGUCACUCGCAUUAAUCUAACGUCGCGAUAAAACUUGAUACGGCAGAAUGCUACGUGUGAACAUCGAUCAGCCUCGCAGAUAACAAGAUGUCUCGUUUAUCGCACCAAAUAUGUUUCUAUUGCAUAGUGUUGAUUGCAUAUCCCCUUGUCACCGCAGAGAAUGCCUCGCGGCAAUUGUGUGGCGAACAGUUGAAGAAUGAAAGUUUGCUGUUUGUUACUACAUUGGAUGGGCAGGUAUCAGCAGUGGAUGUUAACAAUGGCAAGAUACAGUGGACUUUAAAUUUUAACAAUGGACCGAUGUUGUCAUCCAAUAUUCAUAACAUACAAGUUAAUAAUAAUGGACAAUUGAUACGUUUGAUUCCAUCCUUGAAUGGUGGUUUAUACACAUUUGAUGGGGAGAAAUUGGAAGUGGUGCCGAUAACGGCAGAUCAGUUAUUGCAUUCAUCAUUGCGCAUCUCUGCUUCUGAUUUAAUCUUUUCCGGUGGUAAAGAGGCACAUACUUACGGUGUGGCAGCCAAUACAGGAAAAAUUUUGUUCGAAUGUUCCGGUUUUUCUGGAUGCGACAACAGUACAAAUCAUCAAGAGUAUGUGGAGCAAGAUAUACUUAUUAUUCAACGUUUUCAACAAACUGUGCGAGCUGUGGAGGUUCGCAAAGGUAGCGAGAGAUGGAACUUCAGCGUUGGAAAUUUUGAUUUAAAACUAAUAUCUACAAAUGGUUUUUGUUCCAAUAAACACUCUGCUACAGAUAUGGAAAUCAAAGUGGUUAUUCCGGAAGGUUUGAUUUGGACUGUCAAUAAAAGUAAUCCUACUGUUAAAUUAUGGCAACACAAGUUUGAUUCUCCAAUUGUUGCAAUAUGGCGCGUGGACACAUCCGAUGUUUCUCCAGGAUCUUUGAAACAAAUUGACUUAUUUGAUAACUCGCAGUUGGUUUGGGGAUCGGAAUAUUCUACAAUUAGUCCAGGUUUAUACUUAGGUAUAUACGAUAGACAAUUAUAUAUACAAGAAAAUCAUAAUUACAAAAAUUUAAAUGGUAUUCAACAUAGAAAAUAUCCAUGGCAGCCACAUCCAGCAGCUAUAUCUGCUGUUGCUUUGUCAGACAAAGAUAACGACAAUGAUGAAGUUUCCGUUAUUGAACCAGAUAAAACACGGUCUGCAAUAUUGUCGGGUGUAUUACAUAAUUCAGACUAUAUUAAUGGUAAUGGAUUUUACUUUUAUUCAGCAGAUCAAUUAACUAACGAUAAGCAAUGUAAUAAUAGCAAUCCUGGUAUUCUACUAAUCACUAGCACAGAAAAAUCCAUAAAUCAUACUGAAAAGGAAUAUGGUGAAAUUUUAUAUGAUACAUUAUUUUGGUACUGGAAAGAAAUUUUAUUUACAAUUGUCGUAUUGUUCAUGCUAAAUUUAUUGUUGGCACAAUAUUUAUUAAUAGCAAGAACACCUACUACAGAUGCCAUGCUUCCUCCUGUGAUAAUUGAAAGAUAUGUAGAAACCAAGACUAGUAAUACAACUAAUGAUUGUCAGAAUGUGAAUAAUUUCAAGUCACAUUACUUAACGGACUUUGAGCCAGUCAAUUGCUUGGGAAAAGGAGGAUACGGUGUGGUCUUUGAAGCCAGAAACAAAAUCGAUGAUUGUAAUUAUGCUAUUAAGAGAAUUGCUUUGUCAAAUAGCCAAGAUUCAAGAGAUCGUGUUUUGAGAGAAGUAAAAGCAUUAGCUAAAUUGGAUCAUCACAAUAUUGUGAGAUACUUUCACGCUUGGCUAGAGUGUCCUCCUAAUGGGUGGCAAGAAGAACACGAUCAACAAUGGAUUGAUAAGCUAAGAUGUUCAACUGACUAUCUUUCAGAAACAACUCAGACUGAGACAAAGCCUAAUCAUUCUGUGUGCAUUGAUCUUUUACAAAUCGAUCAAUCUUCUGUAGAAAGUGCCUGUAAAGGUUUAGAAUUCAAUAACAUGGAAGCGAACGAUGAUUUAUUAAUUGAAUUUAAAGAAUCAAACGAGAAUCAGUAUGGCAAUGAUUCCAUUUGUAUUAAUAAUUGCAAUACCGAUAGCUCGGACUUGUCCUCUUCGAACAGUAAAACUGAAAACAACUUGUCUAAUGUUAAUGAAAUCGAUUAUUCCAAGAACAUCGUGUUUGAAAAAACUGACAAUAAUAUUGCAACAGAAGAAAAGAAAAGGAAACGCCAAAAAUCGCUUUCCUUAGACUUAAAGAAUAAGACGCCGAACACGCAGAAGCCGGUGAAAAUGUUCCUAUACAUACAGAUGCAGCUGUGCCAAAGACUCAGUCUAAAAGAAUGGCUGAAGCAGCACACGUCAAGAAAUUUUUCUCAGAUACUAAAUAUUUUCCAACAAAUAGUAGAUGCUGUGGAGUAUGUGCAUUUGCAAGGAUUAAUUCAUCGAGAUUUAAAACCAUCGAAUAUAUUUUUCGCUUACGACGAUAAGAUAAAGAUCGGCGAUUUUGGCCUUGUGACAGCGAUGACUGAGGGGUACGAUAGGGCUCACACGCCUUCGACUGAGAACGAGACUAUUUCCUUAAGAAACAAUAUACAUACUGCGUGCGUUGGCACACACUUAUAUAUGUCACCUGAACAAAUAAAUGCCCAAAUGUACAACUACAAAGUGGAUAUUUACUCUUUGGGAAUAAUCUUAUUUGAGCUUCUUACACCAUUUACUACUGACAUGGAGAGAGUAGUAGUGUUAUCGGAUCUAAAAAGGUCCAUUUUCCCGAAAGAUUUUGCAGAGAACCAUCCUGCCGAGUACGAUUUGCUUAAAAUGAUGUUGGACGAGAAUCCCGCUCAGCGACCUACAACUAUAGGUGUCAAAGCAAAACCUCCUUUACAAAAUUAUGAAAAAGUCAGUUUUCAUGUAAAUACAGAUUUAUGGCAUUUUGAAUUGCCGCAACUGAGUAGACAUUCCUCUGUGACUAGCAGUAGCAGUAGUAAUGAGUUGCCGGAGAAAUAAAUCAAGUAUACAAGUUAUAAAUA
Messenger RNA from Vollenhovia emeryi, 3151 nucleotides. Its product is annotated as eukaryotic translation initiation factor 2-alpha kinase-like. The coding region runs from base 264 to 3128 and encodes 954 amino acids. NCBI's taxonomy places the organism in Eukaryota, Metazoa, Arthropoda, Insecta, Hymenoptera, Formicidae. The transcript is spliced from 13 exons. The record is from RefSeq and is a predicted model, not a curated record. Gene Ontology annotation, molecular function: protein kinase activity; protein binding; ATP binding. Gene Ontology annotation, biological process: protein phosphorylation.